Molecule: messenger RNA, 5924 nt
Organism: Antechinus flavipes (yellow-footed antechinus)
Lineage: Eukaryota; Metazoa; Chordata; Mammalia; Dasyuromorphia; Dasyuridae
Gene: NLGN2
Product: neuroligin 2
Exons: 8
Coding region: 1144-3642 (832 amino acids)
Biological process (GO): presynaptic membrane assembly; synaptic vesicle endocytosis; chemical synaptic transmission
Cellular component (GO): synapse; cell surface; postsynaptic specialization membrane
Molecular function (GO): signaling receptor activity; neurexin family protein binding
Source: RefSeq, a predicted model, not a curated record
GGCUGUGACGCGCGUGGCUGCUGCGGCUGCUCCGCCGGCGGCUCAUCACUCUCGGGCUGGGAUGGACGAGGGGCGGGCGGGCCCCGGCUCGCAGAACCAGGAGUUCGGGCCGCCCAGCAGCUAAGCGCUUCCCCCAUCAUUCCUCUCCUCUACCUCCACCAUCCCCCGAGGGACACUGGCCCCGCUCUGCCUUCCCCUAUCCCAGGAUCUCUGGAACCUAGCUUCCAAACCCUUAGCCCAGGGUUGGGGAGAUCGGCAAGGGACCCCAAACCCGACCUUUUCUGAUCUCCCCUGGAUUUUCUUCCCCCUUAUUCGAGACCGAGUGGAUUCCUUCUCUUUCCUAAGGAUUCCGACCUAAUUCCCUCCUGUUCAGAGGAUUCAGCGUGGGGCCUUCCCGACAGCCCUCAGAUCCCUUAGGAUCUCCGGAGACUAUUCCCCCCCAUCCCCGAUCCCUCAAGAUCCGUGAGAUCCGCCACCUUCUCCCCAAUUUUAAUUCUUCCUCAAUCAAGUCCCAUCGGGAGACGCCCCCAGCCCCUUUUGAAUUAUCUCCAGGGAUCCAGCGAUCUCCAGUCCAUCGUACUCUACCCCCGCUGCGGGAUUCCUGGUUCCCAGCCCCCUCCUAAGCGGGUAUCUGCUUCUCCUUUCCCGGGCCUCGUACCCUGCCUCUCCUCUCCCAGAGAAUCGACUGGAUCCGGGCCCGCCCCCGGGGCUUGGGGUAAUCCCCCUCCCCAGUAGGGUGAGGCGCUGUGGGCGGGGGCUCGUUCUGCCGGGUUUGGAGGCUCUAAGGCCCCUGCAAGGACCCUGUGUGCCUCUCUCCUCCCCCACUCCGACCCCCAGAUGGAGAAGCCACGGCCCCGGGGUUGAGGCAGCUACUCUUUUAUCUUUCUAGGUCCUGCCAUCUUCCCUCACUUAUCAUUUACCCUCCCCCAUUCCCCACCCUUUGCUCUCUCCAUGGAGCGCAACAGACCUCUCUCCUCCCCGAUCUAACUCCCCCUCCCUCCCUGCCCCCUUUCCUUCCCCCUUUUCCCCUUCCCCAUCCUUCCCCCUGGGGAGAGGGGGGGACCUCCCUCCCUCUCCCCCCCUCACUCUCUCUCUCUCCGAGGGGGGGAUCCCAGGGAGGGAGGGGGGUCCCCCCCAAUCAGCAUGUGGCUCUUGGUGCUGUGUCUGGUGGGGCUGGUGGGGGCUCAAAGGGGAGGAGGGGGACCAAUAGGGGGUAUCCCAGGGGGUCCUGGGGCUGGGGAGGAACGCUUCCCAGUGGUUGGCACUGCAUAUGGACGCGUGCGGGGAGUUCGCAGAGAACUCAACAACGAGAUCCUGGGCCCAGUGAUGCAGUUCCUGGGGGUACCCUACGCCACACCCCCUCUGGGGGCCCGACGCUUCCAGCCCCCAGAGGCACCAGCCUCUUGGCCUGGGGUGAGGAACGCUACCGCCCUCCCGCCUGCCUGCCCCCAGAACCUCCACGGCGCCCUCCCAGCCAUCAUGCUCCCGGUCUGGUUCACGGACAACCUGGAGGCUGCCGCUGGCUACGUGCAGAAUCAGAGUGAGGACUGUCUGUACCUCAACCUCUACGUACCCACUGAGGAUGGUCCGAUCACAAAAAAACGUGACGAGUCGACGCUCAAUCCGCCCCCGCCAGACACAGACAUCCGGGACUCGGGGAAGAAGCCGGUGAUGCUGUUCCUCCACGGGGGCUCCUACAUGGAGGGAACGGGGAACAUGUUUGACGGCUCCGUCCUGGCCGCUUAUGGCAACGUGAUUGUGGUCACGCUCAACUACCGGCUCGGUGUGCUCGGGUUCCUCAGCACAGGGGACCAGGCUGCCAAGGGUAACUAUGGGCUCCUCGACCAGAUCCAAGCACUGCGCUGGCUCAGUGAAAACGUGGGGCACUUUGGAGGUGACCCAGAGCGAAUUACCAUCUUUGGCUCUGGAGCUGGAGCCUCAUGUGUUAACCUGCUUAUUCUCUCUCAUCAUUCUGAAGGACUGUUCCAGAAAGCCAUUGCCCAGAGUGGUACAGCCAUUUCCAGCUGGUCUGUAAACUACCAGCCACUCAAGUACACACAACUGUUGGCAGCCAAGGUAGGCUGUAACCAGGAAGAAAAUGCUGAGGUUGUGGAAUGUCUUCGAAGAAAACCUUCUCGAGAGCUUGUUGAUCAGGAUGUGCAACCAGCUCGCUACCACAUUGCCUUUGGUCCAGUGGUGGAUGGUGACGUGGUCCCAGAUGACCCAGAGAUCCUGAUGCAGCAGGGUGAAUUUCUCAACUAUGACAUGCUGAUUGGUGUCAACCAAGGUGAGGGCUUGAAGUUUGUGGAGGAUUCAGCCGAGAGCGAGGAUGGUGUGUCAGCUAGCGCCUUUGACUUCACAGUCUCCAAUUUUGUGGACAACCUCUAUGGCUAUCCUGAGGGCAAGGAUGUCCUGCGAGAAACCAUCAAAUUCAUGUACACAGACUGGGCUGACCGGGACAAUGGUGAAAUGAGGCGGAAGACACUCCUAGCUCUCUUUACUGACCACCAGUGGGUGGCUCCAGCCGUGGCUACCGCAAAGCUUCAUGCUGAUUACCAAUCACCUGUCUACUUCUAUACUUUCUACCAUCAUUGCCAGGCAGAGGGCAGGCCUGAGUGGGCUGAUGCAGCUCAUGGUGAUGAGCUGCCCUACGUGUUUGGGGUGCCCAUGGUGGGUGCCACGGAUCUCUUUCCCUGCAACUUCUCCAAGAAUGAUGUCAUGCUCAGCGCUGUUGUCAUGACCUACUGGACCAACUUCGCCAAGACUGGUGAUCCCAACCAGCCAGUUCCCCAGGAUACCAAGUUCAUCCACACCAAGCCCAACCGCUUUGAGGAGGUCGUGUGGAGCAAGUUCAACAGUAAGGAGAAGCAGUACCUGCAUAUAGGCCUCAAACCCCGGGUCCGAGACAACUACCGUGCCAACAAGGUGGCCUUCUGGCUAGAGCUGGUACCCCACCUCCACAAUCUGCACACUGAACUCAUCACAUCCACUACCACCCGCCUGCCACCCUAUGCUACACGCUGGCCCCCUCGCCCACCUCCUGGAGCCACGGGUACCCGCCGGCCCCCACCACCAGCCACAACUCCACCUGAGCCUGAACCAGACCCAGGGCCCCGGGCCUAUGAUCGCUUCCCAGGGGAUUCACGGGACUACUCCACAGAAUUGAGUGUCACUGUGGCUGUUGGUGCCUCACUGCUCUUCCUCAACAUCCUAGCCUUUGCUGCCCUGUACUACAAGCGGGACCGACGACAGGAGCUACGUUGCCGGCGGCUCAGCCCACCUGGGGGCACAGGCUCAGGAGGGCUUGGUGGGGGCCCCCUACUCCCCACAGCUGGCCGGGAGCUACCUGAGGAGGAAUUGGUGUCAUUGCAGCUAAAGCGGGGGGGAGGUGUAGGGGCAGAUCCAGGAGAGACUCUACGCCCAUCUUGCCCACCUGAUUAUACCCUUGCUCUUCGUCGGGCACCAGACGACAUGCCUCUCCUUGCCCCUGGUGCCCUGACCUUGCUGCCAAGUGGUUUAGGUCCACCUCCACCCCCUCCGCCCCCCACCCUCCAUCCUUUUGGGCCCUUCCCUCUGCCUCCCCCAACCACUGCCAGCCACAACAACACGCUACCCCAUCCCCAUUCUACCACUCGGGUAUAGGGGCAGCAUUGGGGGACGGAGCACCUCACUUAGCUCUCCCCAAACCAGAUAGGAAGGGAGACUCAACAAUGAUCAUGGAGUCUAGGGGUUGGGUUGAGAAGAAUUGUGGGUACUGGGAUGCCCACCCAAGCAUGUCAAAACACCUUAUUAAGGUGGACACAAGUUUUCACAUCAAGAUGUGCAUACUCUGCCCAUGGAGAUACAAUUUCUUAUCUGGACAUCAGUCUUUAGACUUGUCGUGGGAUGACUUUUCCUACUGGGACACAGGUCUUAUGGUGUGAGGAAGUGUGUUUUCACAUUUAAGGCCUGCUUUUUCACAUGGAGGUCUAUUUUCCUAUAAUGGGGCAUGUUUUCCCACAUUCAGAGUGGAUUUUGGGGGCCACCCUGGACACUUUUUGCCCCCCCCUCAAGGUAAUUCCUUCUAGGGUUUGGACCCCAGAAACUCUUACUCUCUAAAGGAAACCUUGGGAACAGGCAUUUUUAUACCUGUCAGUGUAAAGUUGGAAUGCCUACCAAUCCAAGGAUUGACACCCAGGAAAGAAGGGUAAGGUGAUCACAGGGACACCCAGUGAAUCAUGUUUUUUCUAAUGGCAUCAUUUUGAUGAAGCAUGUUCUCCUGUGUAGGCAUGAGUCUUCCACAUGUAGGCACAGACUUAUCAUUGGGUGGGAGGGGAAAGAGUGCAACUAUGUGGACCCAUGCUGCUUGUGAGCAUCAGACAUGCGGUUUCCCAUAUGGACAUGUCAUAUGGGGAAAGUAAGUUUCCUGUGUGGACAUGUUACUGCAUGUGGAUGUGUGUUUUUCCAUCUGGAUGCCUCUGUCUGCCCAGGACUCCCCCAAUUUCCAACCCUCAUCCCCAAUGAACUGACUCCAGUCCCAAAUUCCUUCCUGGACAUUGGAUAAGAAGAAAUUCAAGGCCAAGAGAAGUCAUGGGGAGUUAGCUGCAGACAACAUAAUAAAGUUGCCCUUUAUUUUGUACAAAUUCUAGGGGGUGGGGAGGAGAUACACACACCCCUUCCCACUCACGGAGAUACUGAAAUCAACAGGUGGCUGGGGUGGAUAUGGGGACUAAGGUGGCAAUGCAUGCUUGACCAAAGUCCCAGACCAGGUUCUAAGGGGCAGUCCUCCCCCUACCUCUCUUACCAGCAUUCAUCUGUGCCAAACUUAAGGGUUUGAAGUGUGUCAGACCCUACCCCCAAGUGCCAAGGACUCUUUCCCAGGGAAGGGGGAGGGAGGAGGCUCUGGGGGCCGAUGAGAUAUAUGGGGAGGGUAAACAAAAAUAAGAAGGCCUAACUUUGUGCCCCUACCCAUCUCUCUCUGCCUCAGUUCCUCUUUCUUUCUCUCUCUCUCUCUCUCUCUCUCACUCACUCACUCCCACUCCACCCCUCUCUUCCCUCAGCUCUUUUUAUGGUUUAAAUUUUUCCUCUUGUCUCUUUUUUUCUGCUUUCUCCCCUUGCCUAAGAUAGACUUAAUUGUUUUCCCACCCUCUCCUUCAGAUCCCUUGAGCCCUUGGUUGGGCUGGGUGGGGAAUUUGGGACUGGAAAUUGACCUGAAAAUAGAUUUUUCAGCAGGGAGCAGAGGUCUAGUACAAUGUGGGGAUUACAUGGGAUCUGAUACUGGGAAAUAGGGAAACCCAUUCCAGGGUUGCCAGAAGUAUCUGAAGGAGGUAUUAGCAAGAAGAAUUUGAAAGUGAUAAAGUGAAAUAAGGUUUUUUUCUUUGAAAACUCUAAAAAAAGGAGAAUUGGGAGUCACUAGUGGGGAAGAAUUGAAAAGGGAGAUAACCAAAAGUUUUUAAGGUUUUGGAGGAAACAAUGAAAAAAAUAGCACCUCCAAUUUCUUGGGGGCAUUUGGUGCCAAACCAGCUGGGGACAGGAGGGAGCCUAUGCCCUUCCAAUAACACCCCAAACCUAAACCUCAUCCUGUCUCCCCAAUUUCUGACCUAGAACUUGCCUUCUUCCUCAUAGACAUUCACCAUAUCCACCUUCUGGUCCUUUUAAUCCCUCAUUUUCUCUGGAGAGUUACUCAGAUUCUAGGGACCUUAACCCUGAAACCCAAUAGAUAUGCUUACAGCUUUGGGGCACAAGAGGGGCACUGGUAUGGACCUGGAGUAUCCCACAAUUGAGCCACGGAUUCUACCACCUAGCCCCCAAUUUUCCUCUAAGUCUUCAUCUCUCUCCUACCCACCUUGCCCACAAACCCCCUACCCUAGCAGCUCUGUACACAUUUUUAAACCUGGCAAAAGAUGAUGAAGAGAAUUAUUGUAAAUAUAAAAGUUUAACUAUUA